CGUAGUUAGCUACGUAGUGAUUAGGUCGCCUGCGUGGAUCUACAUUGCCCUGUACUGACGCAUCCAUAAAUCCACAUAAAGGUCUUUACAUUUACAACGCAGACAGAGAAUUAAACAGUUUAAAAAAUAAAUAAAUAAAUCUGCGCAGCGAAUAUUCGACGUGCAGCUCCGGCGUCUGCGCCCUGCUCUGCCGUGCGCGUGUAGUGGGCGGCGCGAGGCUGAGGGACACGUACGAGCCCGCAGUGACGGAGCGGGGGCGUCCGGGGUGUUACCGUGGGAAACCGGUGCUUCCACGUCGUUGCUCGUCCAGACCUAAUCUGUUUCUUGAUGCCCGCUCCCCGUACGCGUGGAUCGGACUGCGGGGAGCUGUGAGCCGUGAGCUACACGCACACCCGGGAGGAAAAUGAGGCUCGGUGCGCUCGUAGGUGUCGUCAGGCCCGUCGGACCCGUGGUCGUCGGGAUCUCGCUGGGCUUCACGCUGAGCUUACUGAGUGUGAGCUGGAUCGAGGAGCCCUGCAGUCCCACCGCGGCCGUGCACCAGUCGCUCGGCUUGCUCCAGGACGCGAGUCUGGGAGCGAGAAGACCCAAUUCCAUCUCCACCGGCCCUGAUGGAAGGGGGAACGAAGAUUUCCAGCCCCGGAUUAUUCCGUACAAGCCGGCCAAGAAGUCCCAGCCUCGGAAAGUUUCCAGGGCCAAGUACAUCAGCACAGAGCUGGGUAUCCGCGAGCGUCUGUUUGUGGGCGUGCUCACGUCCAAGAGCUCCAUCAACACCUUGGGCGUGGCUGUCAAUCGCACCAUCAGCCAACAUCUGGACAGCGUGCUGUUCUUCACGGGCGCCCGCGACCGCAAAGUCCCGCACGGCAUGUUCGUGGUCACCCAUGGCGAUGAGCGCCACGUCUGGAACAUGUACCAGACGGUCAAAUACAUCCUGAAGCACUUUGUGUCCGAGUACGACUGGUUCUACCUGGCACAGGAUGACACGUACACGCAGGCUGAGCGCCUGAAGGUGCUGGUGGGUCACCUGAGCAUGAACCGGGCGCUCUACCUGGGCAGGCCGCAGGAGUUGACCGGCAAGGAGGGGCAUGGACGCUACUGUCACGGGGGCAGCGGCUACCUGCUGUCUCGGACACUUCUGGUGCAGCUCCAGCCUGUUCUGGAGAACUGCAGGAAUGACCUCAUCAGUGCCAGACCUGAUGAGUGGCUCGGACGCUGCAUUGUCGACUACACUGGCACCAACUGUGUGGAGCAGCACGAGGGAUUGCGGUAUUCCCACUACGAGCUGGGGAAGAACUCGGAAACCAGUAAAGAGGAGAGCAGCCUCUUUAGGAAUGCCCUGACGGUUCACCCCGUGUCCGACCCAGAGCACAUGUACAGACUACACAAACACUUCACCCAGAUCCAACUGCAGAGAACAUACGAGGAGAUUGAGAAGCUUCAGGCUGAAAUAAAGAACGUGAGCGAGCUGGCCUUCGAUGGUAACAGCACCGUGACGUGGCCAAUUGGGAUCAACCCCCCGUUCGAGCCCAAGAGCCGCUUCGACGUGCUACGCUGGGACUACUUCACUGAGCUACAGCUCCACUCGUGCGCGGACGGCUCGCCCCAGUGCGAGCUUCACGGCCUCGACCGGCUAGAUGUGGCCGACGCCAUCGAGACGGCCGUGGGUGAACUGAACAGGAAGUACAAGCCUGUGCUCCACCUGCGGAAGCACCAGCUGCUGAACGGGUACCGCCGCUUCGACCCCACCCGUGGGAUGGAGUACACGCUGGACCUGCAACUGGAGGCCGUCAACCAGAGGGGCCAGAGCUGCUCCAUCGCCAAGCGUGUGCACCUGCUCCGCCCGCUGAGCCACGUAGAGAUCAUCCCCAUGCCCUAUGUCACCGAAGCCACAAGGGUCCACAUCGUCCUUCCCGUCACAUCCCAGGAGCGGGAGCAGGUGAGCCAGUUCCUGGAGGUGUAUGCCAGGAACGCGUUCAUGACGGGCGAGAACGCCGUUCUGACCUUCCUCUUCGUGUACGAACCCUUCGAGGCUCAGCGGGUCAACCAGGAUGACAUUUUCGCUGUGGUCAAAGCCCAGAUCGGUGACUACGAAAGGAAGUACCCCAUGGUGAAGAUCCCCUGGGUCAGCAUUAAGACUGAGAGCCUGUCCCUCCUCAAGUUUGUGGACAUCAUUUCCAAGAAGCACCCGAUGGACACGUUGUUUUUCGUAGCCACGGUGAAAACCAGCAUCGAGUCUGAGGUGUUGAACCGCUGUCGGAUGAACGCCAUCAGUAACUGGCAGGUCUUCUUCCCUGUGCACUUCCAGGACUACAACCCUGCCGUGACCCACCAUGACGUCCCACUCCCCAAGACGCCGGACCUGGACAAAAACGCUGGUCACUUCGACCGUGAUUCCUUCGGCGAGGCCUGCUUCUACAACUCCGACUACGUGGCGGCCCGCACGCGGCUGGCACCUGCCGUGCAGGAGAACGAGGACCUCCUGGAGAGCCUGGACCUGUACGACCUGUUUGUGAAGUACUCUGGGCUGCACGUGUUCCGGGCGGUGGAGCCCUCGCUAAGACAGCGCUACAGCGCGGACAGCUGCAACCCGCGGCUGAGCGAGGAGGCGUACCGCCGGUGCCAGCAGAGCCUGGCGCUCAGCCUGGGUUCCCGUGCUAGCCUCGCCAUGCUACUGUUCGAACAGGAACAGGGACACAGCACAUAAAACCCCUCCUCUCUACCCUGCACAACACAGCUCUGUGGGGAUUACUGUGUACACACACACACACCCUGGAGGAGCUCGGUCAUCAGAUACUGUAUGUAUACGGGUGUGUUGGAGAGCUGAACUAGAAGGUGCUGAGAUGUUCCACACGUGUGGAGGUUCCUGCUGACAUUAACACGCUUCCAUACAGUUCCAUUUUCUUCUCAUGUUGCUAAACAUGCACAUACAAAUAGAACUGAAAAGACACUGAAAUCAUUUUCACACAAACCGGACAAGGACUCGAUGCCGGAGUGUUAUAAGAGAUAGUCGCAGACAGAAAGAGUGAGCAUGUCUCAAAUGAGUCUGUUCGUAGUCUAAGUAACACUGCGUUAAUCUGUGUGUCCAUAACCCUCGUGUCAUUAGCACUCACCUCAUGUAAGCAAACACUGUUUAAUGUCUUGAGAGACUUCCACCAGUGCAGUUGUAUAGCUUAUGUACACACCGUCCCUGUGACCAGAUCUGUUCUUCCAGAUGUCUAAGGUCUGAGGCCUCUUUGUGAAAUUCUCAAGUUUGCUUCCCAUUUAAAAAUGUUGACUUUGGUUUCUCACACAUUCCUCCUUGCUGGGUGAAGUGUAGAAAUCUCACCAGAAUUUUGGUUUUGCUUGAAGCAAUAAAAUUUUAGAAAUGGGAUGCUGA
Messenger RNA from Electrophorus electricus (electric eel), 3373 nucleotides. RefSeq names its product chondroitin polymerizing factor a (gene chpfa). Lineage: Eukaryota; Metazoa; Chordata; Actinopteri; Gymnotiformes; Gymnotidae. Gene Ontology annotation, molecular function: glucuronosyl-N-acetylgalactosaminyl-proteoglycan 4-beta-N-acetylgalactosaminyltransferase activity. The record is from RefSeq and is a predicted model, not a curated record. Gene Ontology annotation, cellular component: Golgi cisterna membrane.